AUGCCAGGACUGGCUGUCCUGGGCCUCAGCCUCAUGGCUCUCCUGGGCCUUGGGUCAGGGGCCUUGUGCCUGUCACGGCAACUCAGGAUGCGAGGGGACUACAUCCUGGGAGGGCUCUUCCCCCUGGGCUUGGCAGAGGAGACUGAACUGCAGCACAGGAUGCGGCCCGACAGCAUCACGUGCUCCAGGUUCUCCACUAUUGGCCUGUUCUUGGUGAUGGCUUUGAAGAUGGCCGUGGAGGAAAUCAACAACAGUUCCACCCUACUGCCUGGGCUGCAGUUGGGCUAUGACCUCUUUGACACGUGCUCAGAGCCUGUGGUCACCAUGAAGCCCAGUCUCAUGUUCCUGGCCAAGGUGGACAGCUGCAGCAUUGCCGCCUACUGCAACUACACACAGUACCAGCCCCGCGUGCUUGCUGUCAUUGGGCCCCACUCCUCAGAGCUCGCCCUCAUCACGGGAAAGUUCUUUGGCUUCUUCCUCAUGCCACAGGUCAGCUAUGGCGCCAGCAUGGACAGGCUGAGCAACCGGGAGACGUUUCCAUCCUUCUUCCGCACGGUGCCCAGCGACCGAGUCCAACUGGAAGCCAUGGUGACACUGCUGCAGUAUUUUGGCUGGAACUGGGUGGCUGCCCUGGGUAGCGAUGAUGAGUAUGGUAGAGAGGGUCUGAGCACCUUCUCAAACCUGGCCCAUGCGCGGAACAUCUGCAUUGCGCAUGAGAGCCUUGUGCUGCUGCCCCAAGCCGACAGCCUGCGACUGGGCAAGGUGCAGGACGUGCUACACCAGGUGAACCAGAGCCAGGUGAAGGUGGUGGUGCUGUUUGCCUCAGCCCGUGCCGUCCACUCCCUAUUCCAGUAUAGCAUCCACCACAGCCUCACGCCCAAGGUGUGGGUGGGCAGUGAGGCCUGGCUGACCUCAGAUCUGGUCAUGACGUUGCCUGGCAUCCAUCGGGUGGGCACUAUUCUGGGGUUUCUACAGCAAGGCGCCCGGCUGCCUGAGUUCUCCCAUUACGUGGAGAACCACCUAGCCUUGGCUGCCAACCCAGCCUUCUGUGCCUCACUGGAUGCUGAGCAGGACCUGGAGGAGGAUGUGGUAGGACCGCGCUGCCCGCAGUGUGACCAAAUCACGUUACAGAACCUGUCAACUGGGUUGGUGCAGAACCUGUCAGCUGGGCAGCUGCACCACCAGAUCUUUGCCACCUAUGCGGCCGUGUACACUGUGGCCCAGGCCCUCCACCACACACUGCAAUGUAGCUCCUCCAGCUGCCCCACACAGGAGCCCGUGAGGCCCUGGCAGCUCCUGAACACUAUGUACAACAUGAGCUUCCGCGUUCGAGGCCUGGAGCUGCAGUUCAAUGACACUGGAAAUGUGGCUAUGGAAUAUGACCUGAAGAUGUGGGUGUGGCAGAGUCCAACACCCAAGUUGCACACUGUGGGGACCUUCAAUGGCAGCCUCCAGAUGCAGCCCACACACAUGCACUGGCACACAGAAGACAACCAGGUGCCAGUAUCUCAGUGCUCCCAGGAGUGCCGUGAGGGUCAGGUGCGCCGGGUGAAGGGCUUCCACUCUUGCUGCUAUGACUGUGUGGACUGCAAGGCAGGCAGCUACCGGCAGAACCCAGAUGACCUCACCUGUACCCAGUGUGACCAGGACCAGUGGUCCCCAGAGCGGAGCACACGCUGCUUUCCCCGCAGGCCCAGGUUCCUGGAGUGGGGAGACCCAGCUGUCCUGUUGCUGCUCUUGUUUCUGGGCCUCGUGCUGGGCCUGGUGCUGGCAGCUCUGGGGCUCUUCAUCCGCCACAGGGACAGCCCACUGGUCCAGGCCUCAGGAGGGCCACUGGCCUGCUUUGGCCUGGCCUGCCUGGGCCUUGUCUGCCUCAGUGUCCUUCUGUUCCCUGGCUGGCCAGGGCCCACCAGCUGCCUCGCCCAGCAGCCUGCGGCUCACCUCCCACUCACUGGAUGCCUGAGUACACUGUUCCUGCAAGCAGCCGAAACCUUCGUGGAGUCCGAACUGCCGCUUGCCUGGGCAGCCUGGCUGCGUGGUCACCUGCGGGGGCCCUGGGCCUGGCUGCUGGUACUGUUGUUGAUCCUGGUAGAGGUGGCACUCUGUGCCUGGUCCCUCACGGUUUUCCCAUCCAAGAUGGUGAUGGACUGGCGGGUGUUGCCGAGGGAGGUGCUGGUGCACUGCCACAUGCACUCCUGGGUGGGCCUGGCCCUGGUGCAUGUCACCAAUGCCACACUGGCCUUUCUCUGCUUCCUGGGCACCUUUCUGGUGCAGAGCCAGCCUGGCCACUACAACCGUGCCCGUGCCCUCACCUUUGCCAUGCUGGCCUAUUUUGUCACCUGGGUCUCCUUCGUGCCCCUCCUGACCAAUGUGCAGGUAUUGUACCAGCCUGCUGUGCAGAUGGGCGCCAUCCUCCUCUGUGCCCUGGGAAUACUGGCCAUCUUUCACCUGCCCAAGUGCUACCUGCUGCUGUGGUGGCCAGAGCUCAAUACACCCAUGUUCUUUCUAGGCCAGGGCACUAGGGACAGCACAGACGGGGGCAGCAGUGGAGGCAGGGACAGUGCUCAGGGAGACCAUGAAUGACCCCUGACCCCAGGAUCUCAACCCCAUUGAAUUAAGCCCCUGUAGAUGCCUCAACCCACUAGACUGAUAACCUCUUGUUUUAUAUUCUGACUCU
Messenger RNA from Fukomys damarensis (Damara mole-rat), 2677 nucleotides. RefSeq names its product taste 1 receptor member 3 (gene Tas1r3). The transcript has 6 exons. Gene Ontology annotation, biological process: sensory perception of sweet taste; sensory perception of umami taste; G protein-coupled receptor signaling pathway. The coding region runs from base 1 to 2583 and encodes 860 amino acids. NCBI's taxonomy places the organism in Eukaryota, Metazoa, Chordata, Mammalia, Rodentia, Bathyergidae. Gene Ontology annotation, molecular function: G protein-coupled receptor activity; sweet taste receptor activity. The record is from RefSeq and is a predicted model, not a curated record. Gene Ontology annotation, cellular component: membrane.